Mus musculus (house mouse) is the source of this 3901-nucleotide messenger RNA. It is a transcript of the gene Plscr5, whose product is annotated as phospholipid scramblase family, member 5. The transcript is spliced from 9 exons. Lineage: Eukaryota; Metazoa; Chordata; Mammalia; Rodentia; Muridae. Gene Ontology annotation, biological process: plasma membrane phospholipid scrambling. Gene Ontology annotation, molecular function: phospholipid scramblase activity. Bases 321 to 1145 code for a protein of 274 amino acids. The record is from RefSeq and is a predicted model, not a curated record.
UCCUGGGGGAUUGAAACUCAGGAAAGCUAUUUUUAAUGCUAGAAAAGGGAAAGAAGUGGGCUGCACAAAGCCACUGGUCUAGCUAGCUGCCUCUGAACUGCAGCUGCCCUAGCUCUGCGUGCUACGGCUUCAGUCAGUGAAGGUAGUUGUCUGCAGAGAUGCUGGGAUGGAGGCUGCAGUGACUGAAGGGCUCAUUGCAGUAUUUUGGUGAUAUUUGUGAAGAUGCAGCCAGACAUUAAGAGAGAAAUGCAGCCACAGUGAGUAAGGUACAAGGAAAAGCCUUUUCACCUGGCUGCCUUUGAAGAAGUACUCAGACUGCCAUGGCCUCGAAAGAUUCCCAGAACCAAAACCCUAGAAGUCUGCCUGGGUUUCUUCCUCGAGCUACAAACCCAGAUCAAAACUCUCAGGAGGCUUCUUCCAAUCCCAGGAAACAGGCAAGGCAGCAGCCGGGUGUCUCUCAGCCAAGCAGUUUCCUGCCAACAGCCACUCUCCCUCCUGGUCUAGAGUAUUUAAGCCAGCUGGACCUGAUAAUCAUCCAUCAGCAGGUGGAACUUCUUGGGAUGAUCCUCGGCACUGAGACCUCCAACAAAUAUGAGAUCAAAAACAGCUUGGGACAAAGAAUUUACUUUGCGGUGGAAGAAAGCAUCUGUUUUAAUCGUAAUGUGUGUUCCACGCUGCGAGCCUGCACCCUGAGGAUCACAGACAACUCGGGUCGAGAGGUGAUUACAGUGAACAGGCCCCUAAGGUGUAACAGCUGUUGGUGCCCCUGCUACCUACAAGAGCUAGAAAUCCAAGCCCCUCCUGGUACUAUAGUUGGUUAUGUUGCACAGAAGUGGGGCCCUUUUCAGCCCAAAUUCACAAUUCAAAAUGCAAACAAAGAAGAUAUUUUGAAAAUCAUUGGUCCCUGCACAACCUGUGGCUGUUUUGGCGAUGUGGAUUUUGAGGUGAAAACUGUUGAUGAGAAGGUUACAAUUGGGAAGAUCUCCAAGUACUGGUCGGGAUUUGUCAAUGACGUGUUCACAAACGCUGACAACUUUGGGAUCCAUGUUCCAGCAGAUCUCGACGUGACACUCAAAGCAGCGAUGAUUGGUGCUUGCUUUCUCUUUGAUUUUAUGUUCUUUGAACAUUCACUUGCUGGAUUAUAACAAGCUCGAUGACGAAAACAAUAAAAUAUGCAAAACGCAUUUCGAUGUCCCUUGGGCUCUGAGUUUUAUUUCAGGAUGGUCUGAGUAUUUGAUUUUUGUAUAACUAAAUGUGAAUUAUUAUAUUUAUUAGAACACUGUUUAAUGAGACAAUUACCUGGUUUUGAAUGCAUGGUAGCUAAAUACGCAAUUACUAGUGUGAGUCCAAGGUUACUGUGAGAGAUUACCAUUCUCUCUUUAUUCUUUUGAAGUCACUGCAAUGGGAAGCAUGAAAGAUGAGAGCUAAGGCUUGCAGCAUCACUGAUGGGAAUUCAGUGUUUAGAGAACACUUUGAAGUGUUGCUGGUACUACGGGUGGUUGCUAAUCAAAAGACUUGAAUUUCUAAAAUAUCUUUUCAAAUGUAGCUCCUUUUGACUUUCUUAAUUUUAUUUCUUCUUUUUAAAUUCUCAUGUAUUCUUAACGAAUUAAAGAAUAAGCCUUAUUUUAUAACACACUUUUCAUAUUCUCUGAGAAACAAUCUGACAUUUCUGAGAUGAUUUUAAAUUUUCUUGUUGUAGUAAAUAUAUUUUACUUAUAUUGGGAAAGUUGGAGACUGGGUAAAUAAUAUGUGUAAGGAUCGGAGAAAAGAUGGAUACCUUCCAUUUGUUCAAGUAGCAGAGGCACAGUUAUAUUCCAUAAGGCAAUUAACUAAAGCACCAAGCAGAUUCAUGCCAGAAAUUUAAAUAGCCAUAUAGAUAGACGCUAAAUUAGUGAGAGCAGUCUGCUCUACCAGGAUUUUAUCUGACUACUAUGAAGUCUCUGCCAGUUAAGGGAUCUGAGACAUCAAAAUGACAAAUGGAAAACAAACGAAAGCAAAAGAGUCAGAACCUGAGUCCCUGAAGCAGUGCAGAUGUAAGAACACACAGUAAAUGGAAACACUUCAGAAUUAAUACCGUGCUGGCGAGCAUCCCUGAUUCCCACACCCCACUCUUCCAUACGCCUCCAAAGCUCUGUAGUCAGGCCCCUCCUCCUGAACAUUCCUAAACAGGGCUGAACUGGGGAAUCAAUGUUCAUAUACACAAACCUAUGGAGGACAUUCUCACCCAAACCACCACUUGAGUUCAAGGCCACACUGAGCUACAAAAUCAAGUCCCAUCUCAACCUCACCGCCACCCCCCAAUGAAAUUUCUUAAUUGUACUGAAGCUAGUGUUCAGUAGCUAAUCUUUAGUAAUUUUAUUAACGAUAUCCCACAUUGUUUUGCUGAUAUUUAUACUUUUGCAAAAAUCAGUCUUUGUUUGAUUAAAUAUGUUUAAAACUGGUUUUAAUUGUUACCCACAGAAAUGAUAAGAAAUCAACCAGAUCUCUCCAAGAAGGGCUAGAGUUUUGUAUUUCCAGACCCAGGAAGGAAAGUAAUUCAGUAUAAAUAAACAGAGCUGUUCGUUUAAACAUAGAGGAAAAGAGCUUAGCAAGAGAUAAGAGCAUUUACAAAAUAGAAUUCUUGCCAAUUCAAAAAGGAAAGCACAAAGUCUGUGAGUCAAACAUGCUUGGCAAGUCUGAUAAACACAGGACGACUGUGGCUGGAGUAUAAUCAUCAAGUGGAGGGACAAUGCCAAUAGGUUCUAACAGAGUAUUCUUUAUAACCCAUAAAACCUUGAAACGAAAAUCUAAAACCUUCCUAUGAUCCACCAGUGUUUCUCUAUGAAGAAGUUCUAACUGGUGCACUGAUACGUGCCGAUAAUCUUCGUACUAGGGAAACAGGAGAACCUGAAGUUUGGAGCAAAUGUAUGACAGAAAACUCAAGACAAUCAUCCAAUCAGUACCAUAAUCAUCAAAAUAGAUAGGGAGAUGCAAUCACAUUGUCGAAGGUAGUGGUAUAGUGAACACAGUACUCCCACAGUACUCCCUUAGCACAUGCAAGGAUCUGGAUUAUGAUCACUAGCACGAAGAUUGAAAAUAAAGUUAAAUAGAGUAAUGAGAAUAUUUGCUAGACAAUCUGAAAAGCUGGGUGACAGCUGCAACCACAUAUCAAGAGCUCACUAGAAUUCUGACUCCCUUGAGCCUCGGUACACAUGGAGAUUUUUAUAUUGGUAACUUUUACUACCCAAUUAACAAACUUUGAAUGUUUUCAUAAUCUGAACGAAUUACUACUUUUAUAUACUUAAUGUGCAUUGGCAUUUUUCCUAUAUGCAUAUUGUGUACCGCUUGAGUGCCUGGUUCCCAUGAAGGUCAGAAGAGACCAUCAGAUGCCCUGGAAUUGGAGCUAUGUACUGUUGUGAGUUGCCAUGUGAGUGCUUGGACUUGAAUUCAGUCAGGUCUUGAGGAAGAGCAGCUAGUGGAGACGUCUCUCCCAUCCAUCAACAUUUCUAUUCUCAAAAGUCCUGACAUUGUGUUUCUGUUAAAAUUAGAGAGGAUUGAAUUAUUGUUUAUAAUAUUUUGACUUUGCAAGUUACAUGUUUUCUUUUUUUCUUUCCAUAAAAUUUAAUUUUUGUUUUGUUUUGUGAGUCUUUCUUUUGUUUUAUUUUUUUAUUUGUUUGUUUGUUUUUAGGGAUCCAUGGGGAAGGACAAAGGCCAACUUUGGGAUGUUUCUUAUGAGCUGUCCAGUUUGUUUGUUUGAUGCAGGGUCUCUCACUGGCCUGGAGCACAUAAAUUAGAAUAAGCUUGUGGUCCAGGAUGCUCUAAGUACCCAACUCUCUCUGCUUCAUCAGCAACGGCACUUCAAUUGCCUUCCACUCUGCACAACUUUUAGUCUUUUUAUUUGUUUGUUUGUUUAUAUGGAGUG